Molecule: messenger RNA, 2207 nt
Organism: Haliotis rufescens (red abalone)
Lineage: Eukaryota; Metazoa; Mollusca; Gastropoda; Lepetellida; Haliotidae
Product: short coiled-coil protein B-like
Exons: 6
Coding region: 263-634 (123 amino acids)
Cellular component (GO): trans-Golgi network
Source: RefSeq, a predicted model, not a curated record
AAGAAGUUGUAACGUAGGUAAAAGCAUGGAUUUUGACAAGUGCCCGUGACGUCAUUGUCACGUGACUAAUCCAAUAUGGCUGACAAGUUGUGAAUGAGUAUUACCCAGUAUCUCCAUUAUUCACCGAUACGUUUGCGAACUGAAGUCGCCAGUUUUCUGGGUCCUACUCAUAACACGGAAGUGAGGGUAGGAUUCUGCGGGUAUCACCAUCCUUUUGGGUAUCAUCAAGUUAAAUUAGAUCUGACCAACACACUUCUUGAAAAUGUCCAACGAGGAUUCAAAUGGACAUCUGUACAACGUCCCUCUGUCCAGUGAUAGCGAACCAGGUGAAAAUAUUGAUAAAAACAAAGCUAUUGUGGAACAGGAAAAUACCAAAAAUGAUGGAUUUACUGGAACAACACACAGUUUGGACCCAGACAUCAACCCCGAUGAAGAGGAGGAGAAACAGAGACUGAUCACCCAGGUGCUGGAGCUGCAGAACACGCUUGAUGAUUUGUCAUCUCGUGUUGACACAGUGAAGGAGGAAAAUCUGAAACUUAAAUCAGAGAACCAAGUCCUUGGCCAGUAUAUUGAGAACCUAAUGGCGGCAAGCAGUGUUUUCCAGUCAACUUCGCCCAAAUCUAAGAAGAAGUAAAUGGCACUCCACUGAUGUGGAAAUCCUUUAUACCUGUGAUCACAAUGUGUACAGAUGCUAGUCAGACGGACAGAAUCUCCAUUGAAUAUUUCUGGUGUAUUUUCUACAGUGUAUUGUGAUUAAACUAUCAUCCGUAUUUCACAAAACUAGGACAGUUGGAUCAGUAUUUCCAUAUGAAGGCCUGAUCCUUGUAAUAGAGAAAUAUCUAGCAUAACUGAAAAUAUUCAGAGGAUAUGUGCAAUAAAGUAUUUUGAAAUAUUAUCAUGCGUAGCUCUGACAAGUUGUCUUUAUCUUUUAUAAUUUCUUGAAGUAGUCAUAAGCACUAUUGUAUGUAUAUUGCAUGUUGUGAUUGGGCAUGUGUACAUAUUUGCACGUUAUACUAUAGGAAGGGCUAUGGCUGUGAAUGUAAUAUAGCUUGUGUCAAUGACCGUCAUAUUAUGUGGAAUGGGACCUUUCAGGGGCCAUCUCAAACGUUUGUGCACUAUUUUUGGAAAUAGUGACUCCCUGUAUGUGAAAUUGAGUUCAAUGCUGGAUGUACUACUGUCUGAAAUUUAAAGUGGUAAAUUUUCUUAAAAUUUGUUAUGUUUUGUAAUUGCAUUUGAUAAUUGUUUGAUUAUCAGGACUUGAGCAAAUGCUCCAUAUUUUGAUUUUGUUUUCCAUACUGACCUAAUAUAUGCUUAUGAUGUUGUGUUGUGAUUAAUGUCUUUGUGGUAAAUAUUUUCAGUAAGCACCAUUUGCCGAGGGCAUUAACUUCAAGAUGUUUUUCUAUACUACAUACUGAUGUACUCCAUGAUAAUCAAAUGUUGUGAUCUGGCCAUUUUUGGUUUCAGACAAGAUGUUAAGACAAAUAUUUUCAAAGUACCAUAUCUCAUAUGUCGGGUAAUGUAAUGACUGGGAUUGUUUAGUUUUUCUUUUUCUGACAAUGUAUGAACAUUUUGUCAAGUUGGGUACUGAUUAACCAGGGACAAUUAACCUGUUAAGUGAUUACUUAUCACUUAGCAAAUACUCUCAUUCCAAUUUUAUGGUACCAAUUGUGAGACUUAAAACAUUGUUAUUUUCCAUUAUCACAACUUUUUCUGUCCAAAUGUUAUUGUUCCCAAAACAUGCUAAUGAUAAAAAGGUUGUCUGUAAGAACCUUUAAUCUUGAUGCAAUGUACAGGGAUUGUGAAGAAAAUUACAUCAAUUUGAGGGGGAGGGUAAAGGAAGAGCUGCUACUGCCAUCAUCAUAUUUACAGCUGUAAUCUUCAACAUUAAAGCAUAAUGAGAUCACACUGCCCCUUAUAGUGAGAAGUUGCAUCAGUCUGAAUGGUUUGCCAAGAUUCAUUCAGUAUAAAAGUAUUUAUGCUUGCCAAUACAGUGUACAAGGUUGAAUGUGCAUGUUAGCUUCGGCCGACAGCUUUUUUUAAGUACGGAUCUGUUUUAUGUCACUGUUUACUGCUUGGUUAUUACAGAAUUUGAUGAGUGUGUGUUAUCAUUUCUCCAUCUGUGUGUUCAGUUGAAUGGAUGGUUUAUUAUAUGUAUUUGUAUUUAAGUCUGUCAUGGUAUCAACAUGAAUAAACUGCUUUUCACUUGA